GAAUCGAAGAACUCAAACAUGGGAUCGAGAGUACUCAGACGUGAGUGAGGAGCGCUUGAAGGAAUUACGGUCAAUCGUUGGGAGCCUUUUCAUUCAAGAUCGAAAGGCUGUCAAGCGCAAAACGGGCGACGAGUGUUGGGAGACGCACUUGCGGAUAUCCCGGCUCAACCAUGACGUCUGGAUUCAGUGGGAGAAAACUGUGAGCAAGCAGAAGUCUAGACUCCAGCAGCGCAUAAACUCUAACCGCGAGACAUUCCUGCACCUAUUCUCAACAUCUAGAGUUGGUUUGACCUGCCUGGAGGACAAGGCCAAGGGACAAUUCCGUUCAGUCGAAGAUGGGUUCCGCGAUCAACCAAUUCUGCUGGGAUCCGAUCGUUCAAAAGUGGGGUGCACCCGGGGCCGUAAAAGCUGCCCAGUCAAUCCUGGCCUACCCAACGAUGACGAACAAAUCCGACACGACAGGAGCAAGGAAUGGGAGAAGAUGGAACCGAAAGAGUACAAAGUCAUGGUUCUUGACAUAAAGCACCGUGAGGUUAAUCGGCCGAUUUAUGAAUUCGAUGUAUUGGGCUUCGAGCGUUUGAUCGAACUACAUGAACGAAAACUGAAAUUCAGGACUGACUUCCGACCUCGGUCUCGAUAUAUCUGGUGGACAUUUCUGAACGCAAUUUUUCGAACGGCUUGGAACAAAACAAAUGACCGCAAUAUUCAGCAUGAGGAAGCCCAGAAAUCGGCCUGUUAUUGGGGGAAGAGUUUCGUGGAGGAGAUUGGUCAUGACGUCGAGAGCAUUUUGACAAUCGGUACUGAAACGGAGGAACAGGGCGAAAUCUGUGCAGAGGGCAAAAGAGCUGCUGAGAGGGGAGGUUUCUGA
Messenger RNA from Fusarium venenatum, 868 nucleotides. The record is from RefSeq and is a predicted model, not a curated record. NCBI's taxonomy places the organism in Eukaryota, Fungi, Ascomycota, Sordariomycetes, Hypocreales, Nectriaceae.